Paramuricea clavata is the source of this 1126-nucleotide messenger RNA. Lineage: Eukaryota; Metazoa; Cnidaria; Anthozoa; Malacalcyonacea; Plexauridae. The record is from the annotation of a GenBank genome assembly.
AUGGCGGCCAUGACGAGCACAUCAACACUAUAUUUUGACCCUGAUCUUCAUCCAGACGACACUUUACGUGCUUUUGACGAAUUUAUCCAGAGCUUCGAGCUCCGAUAUGAUGCACAAUAUCCUGAUCUCCUAAAACAUCUCUAGAUGCGGCUGUUGAACGAUGGAAACUCGCAAACGACGAUAAAAAGCCAACGCUUGAUGACUAUGACAACAUUCGCGACGAAUGGCGAUCAAAAGAUCGCGUGACAAAACUCCUCGGUAUAUUCUCAUCGAAACGAUUGUUUGCUGACUGGAAAGUCGCAGAACCGGAUGAUUCCAAAAGAGCUAAGGUGACGUGGAAAUAUUUCUUGACAACAAUGCAACAGCACUACAAACCAACAGAAAAUCUUACACUUAAAAACCACCAGUUCCGGUCUUUGGCACAGGCGCCCAUGAGUCAUUUCCGACAUUUUGCAAUCGCGUAUAUAAAGCAGCUCAACACUGCAAUUUCAAAUGCCACAAUGACGAUUGCACUGCCGAAGAUACAGCCAUACAUGACCAGAUUAUUAUUGGCACUGCACAUGACAAGAUCAGAGAGGAAGCCCUCAAAAAUUCAUGGGACCUCCAACAAUUACGCAAGGAAGGAAUGCGAAUUGAAAGUGCCACCAAAGGACUGGAAGAGCUCAACAAUGAAAAUCCAGUCAACAAAAAGGGUAAAUACUCCUUUAAAAACAUGAAGAAAAAACCUGAGGCUGGAAAGCCCCGGUCAUGUUACUACUGCGGACAAGACAUCAAGACAUCCGUUAUUGCUCACCUCAAAUCCUGCAGAGCACGAACCAGUAAAGGUAACUUCUGUGAUGCAAUUGGCCACUAUGAAACUGUAUGUAGGAAGAAGAAAGCAAUCAAUGAACUGAAAAACGACAGCGAACAAAAAGAACAUCAAAUCGAAGAUCAUGACCACAGCGGCGUCUACAGCAUCAACAUCUUCAGAAUAACCGAAACACCUCAGCAACAACCUCCUCAUAAGAGACGCAUGAAAACCAGAGAUUUCAACGCACAAGUCAUCAUCAACAAUAGCCUUGCAAAAGAGUUGGCUGACACAGGUGCAACUAUCAGCGUCUGUGGAAGAGAGCAAGCGCAAAAAUAG